UUUCUUUUUUAGGUUGGUAGAUAUUACUUAUCAUUUGUCUUCUUGUGCAGUUAUGGGUUUGAAGGAGGCGCUGCGGUUGAAGUCCUUUGAUUCGAAGGAGCUGGAUGUUCGUGCUACCAAGACUCCGAAGGGUGAUACUCCGUAUUUGCAGCUUGUGCAACAGAAUCUUUAUCCAAUUCGUGAGCCGGAGGCUCCUGGUGGUCAAGGUGUUUCAGGUUCGGCCCCUAUUGUGUCGCCAGCUGCUCAAGUCCAGGCGAUGGUUACGGCGGAUGAUACUGGGGGUCGGAAAGCUGGUUCGUCGAUGACGAAGGGUUCCGGUUCUAAAAUUAUUAUCGAGGAUGAGGGGGUCCAUCUUUCUGUCGGAGAUACCGAGACGCAUGCUAGUGGGGAGAAAGGAGGUAAUGAUCGGAACGAAGAUGAGGACGUCGGGGAAGAUGGUGAAGACGGAGGUGAACAGCCUCAGAUUGUUUUGAAGAGAAAACGGGCUGCUCCCACUAAAACUGACCCAAAAGCCAGGCAGCCGAAAAGGACGAAGGCAGAUUUUAAAACAAUUACACUCGACGAUGACGACCAAGUUACCGAAUUCUAUACUGCUGGAGGUGUACUAGCAAACUUGGAUGCUCAUCUCCAUGAGGGCCGCACCCCGCGGGAUCAUCCGCUGCAAACUCCUGUGAGCCCGUUGUCUUUUGGUAAGGGGGGUGUUAAGGUUGUUACGGACUUGCGCACGUCCGACCCCAAGAAAAUUGUGCUUUCUCCUUCGGGUAAGUUUACUACGGGAGUUGCAUCUAAUGUGUCUAGGCCAAGCUCUUCGCCGCUUGAUGGUGGGGACAGUGCUUCUUCCUCCCCUCUAUGGUAUGACACUGAGGCUGUGUUCUUGUCUCGGGAAUUAGGUUCAGGCGAUUUUGAAGGUGCGGAUGCGGCUCAUGCUUUGGAGAAGUAUGUGCCGGAAUGGUCGCUGGUGAAUAAAGACAGGAUCGUGGAUGCCCUUUCGGCCAAGAUGUCUUUGUUUCAUUUAGGAACUCCUGCAGAACAUUCCCAUUACCGCAAGAUGAGUGGACCGGAGCUUGGAAACACCUUGAUGCUGAAUCAAGCUCAGUCGAACUCUCUGGUGGUGGAGACGUACAAACGUUGGGUCGAGUCGGAGUCAUUGUGCCACAAGCUUAAACGUGAGAUUGCUCAUUUGAAAGGCGAGGGUGAUGUUCGAUCUAAAACGAAACAGGAGCUAGUUUCCCUGCGAUCCCAAGUUGACCGGCUGAAAGGGCAGGUAUCGGAAGCCAAAGAAGUUACCAAGUCUUCUCAAGCUUCGGCCGCUGCGGCCCAUGAGGCUCGUGACAAAGCUCUUCAAGAUUUGGAGACUUCUAAGUCGAAACUUGCUGAUUUGGAGAAAAAAUUAACCGGAGUAGAGAUGAAGCAUGCCGCCGAGCUGAAGGAGAUGCAGACGUCUCACGAUCAGCUUCUGGCUGAUUACCAUCGCUUGGUUGAUGCUAAAGACGAAAUAGAGAGAUCUCGUGACAGGGAGAUCGAGUCGCAUAAGACAACGAUUGAUGAAGCAAGAGGGAUGUUGAUUCGGUGCGAGCGUGAUAUGAUUGAGGCAUACGCGCAAUUAUCGGAGCUCAAACUCACUAAGCAGUGGUUUUUGACCGAGGGGGUUGCGUGGGUUGUGAAGUUGGUGCAUCAAAGCCCUGAAUUGGAGAAGGUGGUUGCUGACCUGGUCAACAGUGUCAACGCGGUUGGGGCGAAUGAAGGGAUAAAACAGGGUUUUAAAGCCGCGCAGGAUCUGGUUGGUUCUGCGGAGGAGGUUCCAGGUUAUGAUGCCGGAGCUCAGAGUGCCCUGGACGCUGCGGUGAAAGCUUUUGAUGAGCUUAAUAUCUCCGUUCUUGACAAGGUAGCUGAUUUGAUAGACGAGCCCCUACCUGUUAUUCAACAAAGAAGCAAACUUCCCAUUGUCGGGGAUGAUGAUAAUAUAGUUCAAGUUUAAUGUUUUUUCUUUGUAAUCGUACAAUGUGUUCCGUUGGUAUGCUUUGCUUGAAACAGUUUUAAUUGCACAACGAAUAUACAUGACUGUUUUUGUGUUAA
Molecule: messenger RNA, 2076 nt
Organism: Helianthus annuus (common sunflower)
Lineage: Eukaryota; Viridiplantae; Streptophyta; Magnoliopsida; Asterales; Asteraceae
Exons: 2
Coding region: 53-1978 (641 amino acids)
Source: RefSeq, a predicted model, not a curated record